ACAAUUGUAUCAUCAUUGCACCACAGAGAAGCUUCAUUUGUACCACAUUUUGGCACAUCCACGGACGUUCAUCUCCAUGGCAUCAAUAAAGGCGCAGCCUCUUUCGGUCCUCGUCCUUGUCCUCGCUCUCGCCUUUCCCUUCUUCGUGCAAGGCACUUUUGGAACCAUCGAGUGCGAGAAUCUCAACAAAGACUCGUGCGCGUUCGCGGUGUCAUCCACGGGGAAGCGGUGCGUGCUAGAGAAGCACGUACGCAGGAGCGGGGCGGAAGAGUACGCGUGCGCCACCUCGCAGAUCGAGGCGGAUAAAAUGAAGAAUUGGAUCGAGACCGACGCAUGCAUUGAUGCUUGCGGGCUGGACAGGAGCGCGCUCGGUAUAUCUUCGGAUUCUCUGCUGGAAUCGCGCUUCGUCCGAAAGCUUUGCUCCCAACAGUGCUACCGCGGCUGCCCCAACGUCGUUGAUCUUUACUUCAAUCUUGCUGCCGGAGAAGGCGCGUAUCUUCCGAAACUAUGUGAAGCACAAGGAGCAAAGGCACGGCGGGAGAUGGCGGAGAUUAAGAGCUCGGGAUACAUCGCUCCUGCACCGGAACUGCCGGAGUAUGCCACCGGUGUUAAUUUCGUUUACGCCCCUGCACCAUCUCCUUUCUAGAUUUCUUACACUGACAUCCACAUAGAAAAGUAGAAGUAUCAAAGAAUAGUUGAAAUAAGGAUGUUUUGUCCAAUUUCAUCACAAUACAUAUGUGUGUUCCAUGUUUUGCUCAACUGAUUUUGCUUCUGAAACUAUGAGUUUAUUACAUGGAGAAAUGUGGUAGUUGGAAAACAGGCGUAGUCCUCAUCCGAGGGAUUGUGGAGUGUCAUGUUUGUUUCUGUACUGAAAUUGAAUUUGUGUUGAUAUAUGAAAUAAAAAAUUGCACCCUCAUUUGUUGAAA
Molecule: messenger RNA, 926 nt
Organism: Sesamum indicum (sesame)
Lineage: Eukaryota; Viridiplantae; Streptophyta; Magnoliopsida; Lamiales; Pedaliaceae
Product: PAR1 protein
Source: RefSeq, a predicted model, not a curated record